AUGGCCAUGGAAGCCAAAAAUGUCACUUUCGACCCCGCCAACAUGUACUCCUCGAAAAAGAAGGCCAAGGUCCAGGAGAAGGAGGCUAUCAUCAAGUUGGUGUUUAGCCAAGCGCCAGCCGGUACUGUGCGCGCAACCGUCAUCAAUGGCUGGCACACCAGCCCUAGCGACGGACGGGUGCACUGCACCGCCGAUUACUAUGACGAUGCUGGCGAUGUCAUCCGCCGUGAACACAUUGUUGAAGAAGAUUGA
Messenger RNA from Penicillium cosmopolitanum, 252 nucleotides. RefSeq lists its product as uncharacterized. The record is from RefSeq and is a predicted model, not a curated record. The coding region runs from base 1 to 252 and encodes 83 amino acids. Lineage: Eukaryota; Fungi; Ascomycota; Eurotiomycetes; Eurotiales; Aspergillaceae. The transcript has 2 exons.